Aspergillus sclerotioniger CBS 115572 is the source of this 640-nucleotide messenger RNA. RefSeq names its product GNAT family N-acetyltransferase. The record is from RefSeq and is a predicted model, not a curated record. Gene Ontology annotation, molecular function: acyltransferase activity, transferring groups other than amino-acyl groups. NCBI's taxonomy places the organism in Eukaryota, Fungi, Ascomycota, Eurotiomycetes, Eurotiales, Aspergillaceae. The transcript has 2 exons. Bases 18 to 611 code for a protein of 197 amino acids.
GCCUCAUUAUUCUCACCAUGUUCCAACUGCAUCCCCUCUCAGCCGACGACCUGCCUGCCCUGGUGGCUCUGUGGUAUGAUAGCUUUAGCAUCCCCAUCAACCUCCGUCUCUUCCCCGACACCGCUGGCGUACGUGCCUGGCUAGAGGGCUAUCACCGGGUCAGCCUCGACAGCCCCGAUCAACACUAUCUCAAAAUCACGUUGGACAGCGCAUCGUCGCCUCUGGUGGCCAUUGUCAAGUGGGAUUUCAACACCACCGCGCCGGGCCACCGCUUCCCGGCCUGGCAUGACGAGUCCGACCGAGCCUUCUGCGACGCCUUCUUCGGGUCCAUCGACAAAGCGCGACGGAAGAUUAUGGGCACGCGGCAGCACUACUAUCUCGACACUCUCCUCACCCACCCCGGCUACCAGCGGCAAGGGGCCGGCUCGAUGCUGAUCCGCUGGGGAUGCGACCGGGCCGAUCACGACGGGCUCCCCAUCUGGGUGGAUGCCAGCCCGGAGGGGGCCGUGCUAUACCAGCGCUUUGGCUUUCGCGAUGUCAGUGUGCCUGGGGUCACCCCCGAGGGGGCUGUCUCCAUGCUCCGGGAUCCGAUCCCGGCGGAUGCCUCGUAGCAUUUCGUUGAUAAUAUAAAGAGCUUGAU